AUGAAGCCGUGGCCGUCCAAGCCGGCUACAUCGGCGGUGGAAGCAGUGGUGGCUGGUCCAGUGGUGGUGGAGGCGGAUACGGCGGCGGCGGUGGCUUUGGAGGAGGUCACGGAGGGGGUGGUGGAUACGGCGGCGGCGGUGGCUUUGGAGGUGGUCACGGAGGGGGUGGUGGCUUUGGAGGUGGCCACGGAGGUGGUGGCGGAGGUGGCUUCGGAGGUAGUGGUGGCCGCGGAGGUGGUAGCGGCGGUGGCUGGAAAUCCGGCGGCGGCGGCGGUGGAUGGUCGAGUGGUGGAGGCGGUGGCUGGAAAUCCGGCGGCGGCGGUGGCAGCGGAUGGUCGAGUGGUGGAGGCGGUGGCUGGAAAUCUGGCGGCGGUAGCAGUGGUUGGUCCAGCGGUGGAGGCGGCGGCGGCGGCUGGAAACUCGGCGGCGGCGGCGGCGGCGGUGGUGGCUGGUGGUGAUCCCUCAAAUAAAGAAUGUCAAUAUACCAGUACCUCAUAUUAA
Nymphalis io (European peacock) is the source of this 501-nucleotide messenger RNA. RefSeq names its product antifreeze protein Maxi-like. Lineage: Eukaryota; Metazoa; Arthropoda; Insecta; Lepidoptera; Nymphalidae. The transcript is spliced from 3 exons. The coding region runs from base 1 to 501 and encodes 166 amino acids. The record is from RefSeq and is a predicted model, not a curated record.